CCUCCAGAGGGGGAGAGCGAAGCAGCUGUCUGCUGCGCAGAGGCUGGAGGGGAAGCGUGUGUGUCGCGCAGUUAUGUGUGGAUGCGGGUGGUUUUGCAGCCGGCUGUGUUAUGCAGGUGCCCGGAGCCGUGUGUGUGUAAGGAGUGGCCGUAUCCUCCUGGCCCUGGCAUUGCGGUCAGUGUUGUGGGACGCAGGAUGUCCCGGCGGUGCGUGUGAGGAGGGAGGCUCACAGCCACCCGCGUACUCCGUGUUUUGUCCGUGAUGAGUUGGUGAUUGCUGAGGCUGCAGCUUCGAGUGGGUUUAGAUACAUUCCCCGUGGCUGCUGGUGAGGAUCCUGCGAGGAAUGUACUCUGGUCGGGCACCUGAAAUGGCUGCAGAUGACAAACGCUCUCCCACACUGGACUCUACCAGUGAUCUACCUCGUUCUCCCAGCAGUCCAUCUCAUCUCACUCACUUCAAACCCCUGACUCCUGACCAGGACGAGCCUCCUUUUAAAUCAGCUUACAGUUCUUUUGUAAAUCUCUUCCGUUUCAGCAAAGAUGAUGGCAGACUUUCAUCCCCAGCAGAGAGAGCAGAGGCAGGACAGAGUGAUCCACAGGCAUUGAGUGGUGGCUGGUCCAGUCCUCAGCAUCCCACGAGGGCUCAGUCUCUAAGAUCACCAAUUGCUUACAAAAAACAACUGAGUGGUGAGCUGCAAAGAAGAUCUUCUGCAACUCUGGACAAUCGAAGGAAAGUAGAACCCCCUCUUGGAAGUCAUGAUCCUCGAACUGCAGUUCAGUUAAGAAGCCUCAGCACUGUUUUAAAACGGCUCAAAGAAAUCAUGGAGGGGAAGAGCCAGGACAGUGACUUGAAGCAGUACUGGAUGCCUGACAGCCAGUGCAAAGAAUGUUAUGACUGUAGCGAGAAAUUCACCACUUUCCGAAGGAGGCACCACUGUCGACUUUGUGGGCAGAUCUUUUGUAGUCGAUGCUGCAAUCAGGAAAUCCCUGGAAAAUUUAUGGGCUACACAGGGGAUCUCCGAGCCUGCACUUACUGCCGUAAAAUAGCCUUGAGCUACGCACACUCCACAGACAGCAACUCCAUUGGAGAAGACUUAAAUGCCCUGUCGGAUUCGGCGUGCUCUGUGUCCGUGCUGGAUCCUGGCGAGCCACGCACACCGGUUGGGAGCCGCAAAGCCAGCCGCAACAUCUUCCUGGAGGAGGAUCUGACCUGGCAAAGUUUGAUUCACCCAGACUCUUCAGCUACCACAUUGUCUGCACGCCUUGGGUCUGUCCAGGAGGAUGCAGGGAAGUCACCAGCUAGAAACAGGUCAGCCAGCAUCACUAACCUGUCUCUGGAUCGGUCAGGGUCGCCCAUGGUGCCUGCCUACGAGACGUCAGUCAGCCCGCAGGCCACUCGCACUCAUAUGAAGGCAGAGACCAGCGAGGAUGAGCGCAAAAUCCUUCUGGACUCAGUCCAGCUGAAAGAUCUGUGGAAGAAAAUCUGCCAUCAUAACAGUGGUAUGGAAUUUCAAGACCAUCGCUACUGGCUGCGGACACAUCCCAACUGCAUUGUGGGCAAAGAACUGGUCAACUGGCUCGUGAGAAACGGGCACAUAACCACAAGGGUCCAGGCCAUUGCAAUAGGACAGGCACUGGUUGAUGGACGUUGGCUGGAAUGUGUCAGUCAUCAUGAUCAGCUUUUCAGAGAUGAAUAUGCUCUCUACAGACCAUUGCAGAGCACAGAGUUCUCAGAAACCCCAUCUCCAGACAGUGACUCUGUGAACUCUGUAGAGGGCCACUCUGAGCCAUCCUGGUUCAAAGACAUCAAGUUUGAUGACAGUGACACAGAGCAGAUUGCUGAUGAAGGGGAAGACAACUCAGCCAACUCCGCCAGCCCUAGCAAGCGCACUUCAGUCAGCAGCUUCCAGUCCACAAUGGACAGUGAUUCGGCCGCCUCCAUCAGCCUGAACGUGGAGCUGGACAACGUGAACUUCCAUAUCAAGAAGCACUCCAAGUACCCACAUGUGCCCCCUCACCCUGCCGACCAAAAAGAGUACUUGAAUCCUGAAAACGGAGGGCAGCAGAUGUUCUCUAUAAGUGAUGCUUUUAUUAAAGAGUCGUUAUUCAACAGGAGGGUGGAGGAGAAGUCCAAAGAGCUCUUAUUCACACCCCUAGGCUGGCACCACAGCAAUCUGGAUCUGCUGAGAGAAGAGAAUGGGGAGAAACAAGCCAUGGAAAGGCUGCUGUCUGCUAAUCACAACCACAUGAUGGCACUCCUUCAGCAGCUCCUAUACAAUGAGUCUCUGUCACUGUCCUGGAGGGAUAUUAUUGUACCCGUGGUCUGCCAGGUAGUUCAAACGGUACGGCCAGAUGUCAAGAAGAGAGAUGAUGACAUGGAUAUCCGCCAGUUUGUCCACAUCAAAAAAAUCCCUGGUGGAAAGAAAUUUGACUCCAUGGUGGUGAAUGGAUUUGUUUGCACUAAGAAUGUUGCACACAAAAAGAUGAACUCUUGCUUAAAAAAUCCCAGAAUUCUUCUGCUAAAAUGCUCAAUUGAGUACCUCUACCGAGAAGAAACAAAGUUUACUUGCAUAGAGCCUAUAGUACUUCAGGAAAGGGAGUUCUUGAAGAACUAUGUACAGCGGAUAGUUGAUGUUCAACCCAAUUUGGUCCUUGUUGAGAAGACUGUGUCCAGAAUUGCUCAGGACAUGCUCUUAGAGCAUGGUAUCACUCUGGUCAUCAAUGUCAAGCCGCAAGUGUUAGACCGGGUAAGUCGAAUGACCCAGGGAGAUUUAGUGAUGUCAAUGGAUCAACUGUUGACCAAACCACAGUUGGGGACCUGUCAUAAAUUUUAUAUGCAAGUUUUUCAGUUGCCCAAUGAUCAGACAAAACCCCUGAUGUUCUUUGAAGGAUGUCCCCAGCACCUGGGUUGCACUAUCAAGUUGUGUGGUGCUGCAGAGUACGAGCUGGCUCGUGUGAAGGAGAUUCUGAUCUUCAUGGUCUGUGUGGCUUAUCAUUCCCAGCUGGAAAUCUCAUUUCUUAUGGAUGAGUUUGCCAUGCCCCCUACUCUCACCAAAAACACUUCCUUUCACUCCCUUAUUGAGGAGACAGGAGAUGAAAAUGAACAACAGGACCUCUUCAAUGGGGAGGACUUCAGCACAGCAGUCAAAGACAUUGAACUAUCCUCUGAAAAGCUGCCUGUAAUCUCUGAAUCAGUGUCCUCUGAUGAGGUCAGUUUGCCUGAACCAAGAGGUGUAUUUGACAGAGGUGACCAAGAGAACAGUCAGCUGGAAACGGUGUCCUCCAAGCAGCAAGAGCACCUCAAAGGAGAGUCACCAUUUGCAAUAUUCAGCUCUGUACCUCAUGCAAUACCUGAAACAUCCCCACUGCCCCUCCAUGGCAUGGACCAGCACUUGGCCACUCUGGAUAACCAGGCACUAGAGCCUCUUGAACAGGCAGAUGAUUUACAGGAGUCCAAGUGUCAGAUGAGAGUCUUCAGAGACCCUCUCCAGGAUGAUACUGGUUUAUAUAUCACGGAAGAGGUAACUUCAUCUGAGGAUCGUCUCAAAACUUACUCUGCAGCAUUUAAGCAGGAGUUGAAAGAUGUCAUUCUCUGCAUUUCUCCAGUGCUGAUGUUCCGUGAACCAUUUCUUUUGACUGAAAAAGGCAUGAGAUGCCCUGCCCGGGAAUACUUUCCUGAGCAAGUUUAUUGGUCUCCUCUCCUCAAUAAGGAGUACAAGGAGUUGGAGAGCAGAAGGAAGAAGCAAUUGUUGCGGGAUUUCUCUGGACUACAAGGGAGGAAUGGGAGUAUCCAAGCCAAGGCUAUCCAAAUCUUACCUUCUCAUGAGUUGGUUAAUACUAGAAUAGCAGAACAUCUACGUGAUAGCCAGAGCUUAGCCAGAAUGCUGGCUGACUAUCGGGCCAGAGGAGGGAGGAUACUACAGAAAAGCACAGAUCCUUUUGCCCAAAAUAAGGAUGUGUGUAAUGUCCCUACUGGAAAAACUGGGAGCAGAAUGGAAGAGGAGGAGAAGGGAUUGGCUCAGAGUGACUCCUCAUGGUCUCAUAAGGUGGAUUGCCUGAGUCCAGUAAACCAUCAGAGGCUCUGUGUUCUCUUCAGCAGCUCUUCUGCUCAGUCCAGCAAUGCUCCAAGUGCCUGUGUUAGCCCCUGGAUUGUGACCAUGGAGUUCUAUGGGAAAAAUGACCUAACUCUAGGGAUUUUUCUGGAGCGCUACUGUUUCAGGCCUUCUUACCAAUGCCCCAGCAUGUUCUGUGAAACACCGAUGGUGCACCACAUCCGUCGCUUUGUUCAUGGGCAAGGCUGUGUGCAGAUUGUGUUAAAGGAGCUGGACUCCCCCGUCCCUGGGUACCAGCACACCAUCCUUACUUACUCCUGGUGCAGACUGUGCAAACAGGUGACACCAGUUGUUCCCCUUUCCAAUGACUCUUGGUCUAUGUCUUUUGCAAAAUACCUUGAGCUGAGGUUCUAUGGGUACCAGUACACUCGAAGAGCCAACGCAGAGCCUUGUGGGCAUUCCAUUCACCAUGACUAUCACCAGUAUUUUUCCUAUAAUCAGAUGGUGGCAUCUUUCAGCUACUCUCCAAUCCGGCUGCUGGAAGUGUGUGUCCCACUCCCCAAGAUCUACAUCAAACGACAGGCUCCAUUAAAAGUUACUAUUUUGCAGGAUCUCAAGGAUUUCUCACAAAAGGUGUCACAAGUGUAUCUUGCUGUGGAUGAUCGCCUUGCUUCUCUGAAAACAGAUACCUUCAGCAAAACGAGGGAAGAGAAGAUGGAAGAUCUCUUUGCCCAAAAGGAGAUGGAAGAAGGAGAGUUUCAAAACUGGACUGAGAAAAUCCAAGCUAGGUUGCUUUCAUCAUCACUGGACACACCUCAACAACUGCAAUCUGUUUUUGAGUCUCUAAUAGCUAAAAAGCAAGGACUUUGUGAGAUGCUACAAGCCUGGAAUAAUAGAUUGCAGGAUCUCUUCCAACAAGAGAAAGGUAGAAAACGUCCAUCAGUACCACCCAGCCCUGGGAGACUGAGGCAGGGUGAAGAAAGCAAGAUCAGUAGCAUGGAUGCUUCCCCACGCAAUGCUUCUCCAGCGUUGCAGAAUGGAGAGAAAGAGGAUCGUUUCCUGACGGCUUUAUCAAGUCAGAGCUCCACAGGCUCUACCCAUCUACAGCUGCCCACCUCUCCAGAGGUUGCAUCAGAGCAUAUGACUGGUGCCAACACACUCUUUGAACAGGACACAACAAGCAGCUCAGAAGAUGUGUUUGAUGGGCACUCACUGGGAUCUACAGACAGCCAAGUGAAGGAGAAGUCUACUAUGAAAGCUAUUUUGGCUAACUUUUUGCCUGGAAACAACUAUAACCCCAUUCCCUUUCCCUUUGACCCAGAUAAGCACUACUUAAUGUAUGAACAUGAACGUGUACCUAUUGCAGUCUGUGAGAAAGAACCAAGCUCCAUCAUAGCCUUUGCUCUCAGUUGCAAGGAAUACAGAAAUGCCCUGGAUGAGUUGUCCAAAGCAUCUCUGAAGAGCAAUUCUGAAGAAGGACUACAACCAAACAGCAUGUCAGACAGCAAGCCCAAGAGCAGCAGCCCUGUUCGCCUGCCAGAGGCUAACAUGUGUCCCCUUCGCAGUGCAGAGCCAGAGCAGCCAAAGAAACCAUCUGGUGUUUUGUCUUUCUUCCGUGGCACGGGAGGGAAGAGCCCAGACUUGUCUUCCCAGAAGAAAGAGACCUUACGUGGUGCUGACAGUGCUUACUACCAGGUUGGACAGAUGGGCAAAGAGGGAGCAGAAAACCAAGGAGCAGAGGCCCAAGAUGAUGGAGAUGGAGGAGAUGGACAGAAGAAACAGGUGGUGAAUCCCCAUGUAGAACUCCAAUUCUCAGAUGCGAAUGCCAAGUUCUAUUGCCGGAUUUAUUAUGCUGGGGAGUUUCACAGGAUGCGUGAAGUGAUCCUGGGGAGCAGUGAAGAGGAUUUCAUCCGAUCCCUCUCUCACUCCAUGCCCUGGCAGGCACGAGGUGGCAAAUCUGGAGCUGCGUUCUAUGUGACUGAGGAUGAUAGAUUCAUCUUGAAGCAAAUGCCUCGUCUGGAAGUCCAGUCAUUCCUUGACUUUGCCCCACACUACUUCACUUACAUCACUAAUGCAGUUCAGCAGAAGAAGCCCACAGCACUGGCUAAAAUCCUUGGGGUGUAUCGAAUUGGUUACAAGAACUCACAAAACAACACUGAAAAGAAGCUGGAUCUGCUUGUCAUGGAAAACCUUUUCUAUGGCAGGAAAAUGGCUCAGGUAUUUGACCUGAAGGGCUCCCUCCGGAAUAGAAAUGUUAAAACAGACACAGGCAAGGAAACUUGUGAUGUGGUCCUGCUGGAUGAAAACCUUCUGAAGAUGGUUCGGGACAAUCCUUUGUACAUCCGUUCCCAUUGCAAAGCUGUGCUGAAAGCCUCCAUACACAGCGAUUCCCAGUUCCUCUCCAGCCAUCUCAUCAUUGACUAUUCCCUGCUGGUGGGUCGUGAUGAUACCAACAAUGAGCUGGUCGUUGGGAUCAUUGACUAUAUUCGUACUUUUACCUGGGACAAAAAGCUUGAAAUGGUGGUAAAGUCAACUGGCAUCUUGGGAGGACAAGGUAAGAUGCCCACUGUGGUCUCUCCAGAACUGUACCGGACCAGGUUUUGUGAAGCUAUGGACAAGUAUUUCCUGAUGGUGCCAGACCAUUGGACAGGACUGGGCCUGAAUUGCUGAGCUAAAGCCCAUAUUGGGAAAGCACAAGAGGACAAUGACAUAGGCCACUCUCUUCCAGCAGUCUGUCCAGCAGCAAGUAAGAGGAUUGCAGUUCCAUGUCUACACUGACCACGUGCAUCCUGUUGCAGAGUGUGAAAUCUGCUUGCACUUUAAUCUCCUCUUGGAGGGUAAUAAGCAAACCUGCCUCAGUAAGGAUCUAAACUGUAAGGUUCCACUGAACAACACUGGUAAGUGACAUCCCUGCUGUCAGUAGGGAAGGUGAUGUUAUCUCCUUGUAAGUACUGGACUGAGAUUCUAUCCAGAUCCUCAUGGUGAAGAAGUACACAAUCUCUGGAAGUCUUGCACUGCCAUAAUGGUGUUGAAUGUGAGCAGCUCAUGUUUCUGUAGUGGAUACUUGGUACUGAAAAUGUGAAAUAAACCGCACAAAUGUGGAUGGGGGAGAGAAGAAUGAAGUUAAUUCAUGAGUUCUGCUAUUGUUGCAGUGGUCUGUAAAUGAUCUAUUUAGGAUCCAUUACUAAUUUUUGCUCUUUAUGCUCCUUAGUUUUAAUUCUUACUGGGUUCUGUAAACAGUAUUUUUUCUUAGGCAGCUCCACAUCUAUAAUGCCCUAUGACUCCAUCUUUUAAGUUACUGCAGUACAGCUCUGGUUUAGCUGUCAUAAUUGCAUUUUAGCUGAAUCCCAUAAAAAUGGGCUGUUAGUCAUCAGUAUACUGCAAAACUCAAAAUAUAUCCCUUCAUUCCUAAACAGUACUGUGAUCUGAAUGUUGCUCAAAUUCCUGGAAACAGGUAACUAACAUACCCUUUAAUAUAACAAGACAUGAUUAAUUAUAGUUAUGAAGCAGAUUAACCCUUUUUUUAGUAAAGGUAGUAAGUUGCUAGACAAAGUGAAGCAUACUGCAACUUUCUUCUUAAUGCAACUAUCAUUCCUGGCAGAUCACUUCAAAUCCAUUUCAGUUCCCCUUUACUUUCAAGCAAUGCAAUUACCUCAUGGUGAAAUUUUGCCAGAAGAAUGUUUUUCUUGUGUUCAUGACAUGAUUUUUUUUUGGUCACAGAGAUGAAUGUAGUUGUUUUCUGUAAAAAGGAAAACCUGAACUAACAGGUAUCUUGUAUGAUGCAUAAGAUGUGCAGAGAUCUGUGAAUCUCUAUAGUAUUACAAUAAGCGUUUCUUUCCAUGUUUUAAAAAAUUUACUCAUUUUUGUAGGUGAUGAGUUUACUUUUUAGUUUCAUUAUAAUACAGGCCAGUAAAUAAGAGUUUUAAUGAGUUUGAAAGGCAAGUAAACUGUCCUUUGACUUCAGUCUCUGAUGGACAAACAUCAAAUGAACAUGGAAUCUGGGACAGGAUAGCUCUUGGUGAUCACUUGCACAUUCUAACCAGUUGCUUCUUAACACACUCAUCACUGUAACUAUGGAUUGAAAUGUGCAUUUUGUUCACUUCUCCAGUGUUCAGUAUUUUUUCUGCAGCAGAUGGUAGUGGCUGUUCAGGAGUGACCAACAGUGGGCAUCACUGGGAAAGGAAAAGGCGAGCAGUGAGACCUGAGCUACUUGCUCUAAAACCAACCAGUGCAGCUCUUGUUUGAGCUGCCAGGAGGCAACAUUUGUGUUGGAAGGAGCCUUCACCACCCUAUUGUAACACUGUACUAGAGGAUGAGCAAAGAUGCUGGCCUUGAAGCAGCAGAAAAAAAAGUGUACUGAUUUCCUCAGUACAAUGUGAGAAUAGUUUCUGGGGGUGCAGUGUUGGAGGCUGCAGUGAUAUGUGCUGUGGAAAGAUGACACAGUAUUCCUUCCUUCAGUCCAACAGUGCAUCAGGUACAGCUGAUCACCUCUGGGAUGCAUCUUGCCUCUUUUGUUGAAAUAUUCUCCCAAGAUGCCUGCCUCUGUGUGUGGCCAUGUCUAAUGAGGGCAACCAGUCCAUCAGCUCAGUGCUACUCCCACUUCUGUGGUCUCUACCUACUGUCUUGGUUCAUCAGCGUGAAAGAACCUGCCAUGCAGCCUAUGUUCUAGUCUCAGCUGAAGUUUAAUGUGUUCUCCUCCUUCUCAAAGUUUACAGGUUAAAACUUGACUGUCCUGGCCAGCUAAGGUGACCCAGCAGCAGCUAAUUAUGUUGUCUCCCACCUUUGUCAGUAUGUGGAUUGGUGGAUGCAGCACGAGUGUGGGCAUGUGUGUCAUGCCACCUGCACUGGGCUAAUGUGGCAUGCUGGCCUGGUCUGUCACCAGUAACCCUUAUCCUUGUCCUGGGAUGUGUGGCUGCUCUGUGCUGCUUGUCAGCCAGAGUCCUGAGCUGUAAGCAGCUUCAUCAUCAUCUAACAGUUGCUAAUGCUCCUCUGAAUGUGACAGUAUGAGGCCCUAUGAAGCACUGCAGGAGGGAGAGAAUCUUCCACUGUUUUGCAGCCUAUGAACAGGGCCAGAGACAUGUGAAUGGUGACCUUCUUGGGCUGAAGUUACAGCAGCUGGAGAGAUUUGUAGGAAUGAUCUUGAGCUGGCAUCAACAGAUAAUUUCUGGCCAGGAUUCGGCUGAUAGACUAGUCCUGAUUAGACUGGAGUAUAGAGUAAACUACUGGUCAUGUGUAUCACAGUAGCUGCAGUAUCAGCUGGAGUUGGGUCAUCUUGGAUGUCCUGCGAUAGAAAGCUGUAAGCAUUUCUAGUCCAAAUCCCAGCAGCUGAAUGGGUCUCCUCAAAUAUUCCAUUUUCAGUAUAUUUGUCCUGACAUUUCAAUUACUACCAAGCUUACUUUUCUCAGAAGGAGAGCAGUACUUCAUGCAGAGCAAAUCUUUGAGAGCUGCUUGGGAGGCCAUGUUCAGUCUGUGUCCUUGUAGAAUUCCUAAGGAUGAACCCUCUGGUCAGAGCUUAUUUCUCUAUGACAUGGGUUUAGCAUUUAAGUAAGUAAAUUCCAGUUGCAAAUAUGAAGACUGAAUUUCUUCAGAGAUACACUGACUCUUCUGUUCUUUGAUCUGAGGCCUUGAGACGAAUGUCUAAAUCUUGUCCAAGUCAGAAGCAAUGACUUUGAGUCAACAUGUGGACAGCAGAAUGCCUUCUAGUGGCCCAGGGAUGCAUUCUGUCCCCAAAAAACACGAGGGACUCUUGCUGGCAGAGCAGUUCUAGUGGGCUCAGGGGAGUUACUUGUGGAGUCUCCCCUGUCAGAAUGACCAAAACCAAAUGAAUCGCUCACUAGCUGGUGGCCAGGCUAGUCAUUCUUGAAAGCACUUAAUGUACUAUAAUAUAUGCAUUUAUAUUCUAACUUGGUUCAGCUGUAUUUUAUAAAAUUGAUGUACUAAACUAUUUGAGAAUAAUUGCCUUGACUACUUGGAAAAUCAAAAUAUAAUGUACAUAGAUACAAAUAAAGUGACUAAAGUAUACUUGA
Molecule: messenger RNA, 10077 nt
Organism: Lonchura striata (white-rumped munia)
Lineage: Eukaryota; Metazoa; Chordata; Aves; Passeriformes; Estrildidae
Source: RefSeq, a predicted model, not a curated record